AUGGCUUGUGCCGUAUGGAGGCUGGAACCAUGGCAGAGAAGUACAAUGAGCACGACCCCGAUUUCACGUCAAGGAAGGAAGUAUGACAGUACCCGUGCCAGGGGUGUUCAGAGGAGGCAGGGCAAUAGCUAUAUGAACGUCGCCUCUAAGCUCUCACCCGUCUUCGGAAUGCCGAAGAGCUUCAAGGAGUACCAGUUUAUGAGUUCAGUUAGCAACUCCAAGAUGAACAAAAAUUUUAAUAAUUUUUUCCAGACGAAUAAAGAUCGCACAAUUUUUAAUGAACGCAAUGACUCAUGUUCAAUGCCCGAUGGUUCCACUGUUGCAGGGCAGACCUGUUCAGUAGACUCCAGUGCACAUACUGGUUCUGUCGAUUCCACGGGCGCUUCUUGUCCACUUAAACAGGACCAGAAUGCUAUAACCGUAGCAUCUCCAGUAGCAGUACACUCCGCCGAUGACUGGUCCGAGGAUGUUAGUUCAAUCCAUAAAGCACAAGAUGAGCUCAAAUCUGAGUUGAAUGACGUAAAAGAGGCUCAAAAACAUCUGGAAGAGAAAUACGAUCAAACACAGAAAACCGCUGAUCAGGCUCAACAGGCCGCGAACCAGGUCGAGCAGACCGAGCAGGAGCUACAGGACACCACCGAACAGUUACAACAAGAUCAAGAAAACUUGCACAACGAACAGGAACAGUUACACGAAGAGGCAGACGCAUUGAAGCAGGAAGAACAGAAACUGGAAUCAACAGUAGCAGCUGUUAACGCAAAAGAACAUGAUCUAAAUCAACAACAAAACGAUUUAAAUGACCAAAAAAACGACUUAGAAAAUAAAGAAAAUGAAUUACAACAACAUCAGCAAGAGGUUAAAAACGAGGAAGACACCGUCGAACGAGAAAAAAAUGAACUCGAAGACCAACAGAAAGAGUUAAAGAACGAGGAGGACAAAGUUGAGGCCAAGCAAGAACAACUAGAUGCCAAAGAAAACGAGUUAAACGAUAAGGAGGAUGACCUGAAACAGCAGGAACACGAACUCCAAGAGUCCCAGAGCACCAGUGUUUCUGACGAAACAUCCAAGUUAGACAAAAAUAGUAGUAAUAAUAACUCGCAGAGCACCGAUGUAAGCCAACUGCAACCAAUCGCAAGUCCCAGUGUUAAUGGUAGUGUUAAAGGCCUCGUCGACAGCUCCACAAUACCCAGCUGUGCUUCUGACGACGACGAGGUCUCCAAGGCUUACCAGUCUGAAUCCGUCAAAGAACCAGAGUCUGAGUCCGGAGUCACACCAGAAUCGGAAUCUAAGUCUGAAUCCAAAUCCGAGACAGAGUCUGAAUCAAAUAACGAGUCUACUAGCGAAUCCCGUGACGCUUCUGAUUCCGAGUCCAAGGACGAGCCAGAGUCUCAAUCAGAAUCCGCAACCGCGUCCCAUUUGGAAACUGGGUCUGAAGAGGGGGCCGACAGCAAGGAAGCUGACGACGAGGAUCAACAGGAUCACGUAGAAGCUAAGGAUGAAGUUUAA
Molecule: messenger RNA, 1506 nt
Organism: Theileria orientalis strain Shintoku
Lineage: Eukaryota; Apicomplexa; Aconoidasida; Piroplasmida; Theileriidae
Exons: 4
Coding region: 1-1506 (501 amino acids)
Source: RefSeq, a predicted model, not a curated record